GACGCAACAGAAGAAACGCUUCGUUUGUUUUGUUUCUGUUGUGACGUGAAUUCUGGAAUUUUACAAAGAAUAAAGUUAAUUAUGACGUCAGAAGCUGAAGAUGGACCGUUUUUUCUUGAAAAAGUUUCCGUUCUUGGGGAUUCUGAUGAUGAAUAUCAAUAUGAAGAGGUCCCUGUGGACGACCUGAGCGUUGGCUCUACUGAUCAUCUUGAUGGCUUUGAUAAAACGAUUCUUUCAAUCGAGGAAUCAAAACAAGAUGAAAAAGCUGCCAUCCGCGUAGAGGGCCCUCCAGUGGCCUCGUUGAUCCACCGCCCCGAAGUGAUCGAUGAUUUCGUCCGAAACUUUUUGCUUCGAAUGGGAAUGAAGAGAACGCUUCAAAGUUUCCAAACAGAAUGGUACGAGAUGCAACAGAAGGGGUUGCUCGGCAACGAGGAUAUUGGGGUCGUGCCGGAUGCUUAUUGCAGGAACCAGACACUAGGGGACGAGGUGAAAAGAUUGAAAUCAGAGUUACAGAAAUACAUGACGGCUGCAAGCAAAGCCAAGGACACUCACGUCAAGUUGCAGAAAGAACGAGAUUUCCACCGAAUCAACCACAAGAGGGCAGUGCAGGAAAAGAAUCGACUAAUUACCGAUAUAAAGAGGUUAAAGAAACAUUACAAUUCAUACGAACCAACGUUGAGGGAACUUAAACAUAAAUACGAGCUCGCUAUGAAAGAGAAGAUGUUGACCAAGCUGGAGAGGGAUCGCGCUGUGGGGCAGGUGACUGGGUUACAAGCUACUUUGCGGAAUUUAGAAACGGGUAAGGAGGUUAUGCUGCCCCCGGUGUCGGGGUAUCGCGCGCAACGAUCGGCGAACCGUGGUGGUCCGACACAAUCAGCAUUGCGCGAAGCUCGGGGGAGUGUAGAGAACAAACGGGAACAGCCGAAAACAUCGAACACUCAAGAUAGUGAGUUCCCCACAGACUCGAGGGUCAACCCAUAUUUAACCCACGCCAAGGGACCCCCAACCCACUUAACAAGGACGGGGGGUUUCAGGCAAACGGGGUCAAUCAGGGGUCAUGACCUUGCAAUUAGCAGUGUCUCGUUACACCCUCGUAAACAGAUCGCGGUAACAACAUCUGACGACCACCAGUGGAAGAUGUGGGCGGUACCUAGUGGUGAUAUUAUUAUGACGGGGGAGGGACACACAGACUGGAUAUCCGACUCGGAUUUCCACCCAAGUGGAGCGCAGCUAGCGACCUCUAGUGGUGACGCUUGCGUCAAAGUUUGGGAUUUCUCGAAAGCUUCGUGCGUGCUCACCUUGCCCGACCACACCCAUGCAGUGUGGGGGGUGUCGUGGCACUCGUGUGGCGACUUCCUGGCUUCUUGUUCCAUGGAUAAUACAUCAAAGAUAUGGGAUGUGCACAGUGAAAGGUGUCGUUCCACGCUUCGCGGACACGCAGAUUCUGUCAACAGUAUUCAGUUUCUACAUUUCGCGAACACCCUACUAACAGCAUCGGCCGAUAAAACUUUGUCAUUAUGGGAUGCUCGUACCGGACUUUGUGCACAAACAUUCUACGGCCAUCUUCACUCCGUCAACAAUGCCGUAUUUAACCUUAAGGGUGAUACCAUCGGAUCGUGCGACAGUUACGGGACGGUCAAGUUUUGGGACGUGCGCCAUGUUGCCCCGAUGAUCACCGUGGAUGUGGGACCUCACCCCGCUAAUAGGGUCGCGUUUGACCCAUCAGGCCACCUCCUGGCCGUUGCUAGUAACGACGGAACGAUAAAGAUGGUUGAAGUUGGUACGAGUGAUGUCACAAUGCUAGCGGGUCACGACGACGCUGUGCAAGCCGUGACCUUUGACAUCGGGGGUCAAUUUAUGUUAAGCGGGGGGUCAGAUGGGAGUAUGCGAGUUUGGUCGUAAUUGUCGUUAUUUUAGUAAAAAUAUGAUAUCUAUUGUUUGUAAUAAAAGGUUUAAGCUGA
Molecule: messenger RNA, 1961 nt
Organism: Ciona intestinalis (vase tunicate)
Lineage: Eukaryota; Metazoa; Chordata; Ascidiacea; Phlebobranchia; Cionidae
Source: RefSeq, a predicted model, not a curated record